GGAAAAUUAUGAAAAUGGAAAUUUUAGCCGUUCAACAGUUCUACCAUCCAUCAGAUUUUGCCGGUUUGGGGUCUAAUAAAAUCAGAGAUUGGACCUCACCUUUAACACCACCACCAGAGGCCACUACCAAGGCCACCACAAAUCUACCCUACAAUCAAACAAAUACCAUCAAUAAAAUGAAAUGCAGUAUUAACAAUCAAAAGAACAAACGUUUGUCCGAAAGCCAAAGCAAGCGUUCAUCAACAUCAUCAUCGGCUACUAAUCCCAAAACCAACAACUCCAAUCAGGGUAGUGCAACCACCACCACCCACAACAAUAUCUACUACAGUGAAGACUUCGAUGCCACAGCCAUUAAUGAGUUGUCCCUACGUUUGCUGGAUGAGCUAAGGGCCGCCAAGAGCCGUCAUUUGUCCUGCACCGAAGUCUCGCUACCCUGUGAUCUCACACCACGCAUUGCAGCUGAAAUCCUUCGUCUGUCGGAAAAGGAACCCUGUGGUCUGCGCGGUUGCACCAUUUACAUUGAAUUCGAAGAUGAGCCGAACAACUCCCGACGCAUUGCCUCGCUCAAAUUGGAUAAGGAAACAGUAUCUACAUUUGAGAUCUAUCUGACACUGCGCCAGGAUCAUCGCGGUUGGGCCGCUCUAUUGCCGCAAUUCAUGAAGGGUCUGUCGCGUACGAUUACCAUUAGUCCGGAAUUCAAUAUCACCAAGAACAAGCUAUACUCUCCCUUGAUGAGCAGUAGUUAUAGCUAUACCAGUUCUAAGGCCAUUUCAACGCCCACAGCAUAA
This is a messenger RNA of Musca vetustissima, 788 nucleotides long. Its product is annotated as protein scylla-like. Gene Ontology annotation, biological process: negative regulation of signal transduction; apoptotic process; regulation of TOR signaling. The transcript has 2 exons. NCBI's taxonomy places the organism in Eukaryota, Metazoa, Arthropoda, Insecta, Diptera, Muscidae. Gene Ontology annotation, cellular component: cytoplasm. The record is from RefSeq and is a predicted model, not a curated record. Bases 9 to 788 code for a protein of 259 amino acids.